Molecule: messenger RNA, 3922 nt
Organism: Chinchilla lanigera (long-tailed chinchilla)
Lineage: Eukaryota; Metazoa; Chordata; Mammalia; Rodentia; Chinchillidae
Gene: Adgrl4
Product: adhesion G protein-coupled receptor L4
Exons: 16
Coding region: 279-2591 (770 amino acids)
Biological process (GO): adenylate cyclase-activating G protein-coupled receptor signaling pathway; cell surface receptor signaling pathway
Cellular component (GO): membrane
Molecular function (GO): calcium ion binding; G protein-coupled receptor activity
Source: RefSeq, a predicted model, not a curated record
GGUUUUCCCAGCAGUGUCCCUGGGGCUUUGGAGAUCUUUGGCUAGUGAGCACAGGCUCUAAGAGUAGCACCCCCAAAAUGAGGCCCAGGGAGUCAGCGGUUCUGUUUGAAGUGGGUAACCCCCAAGGCAGGAUAGGGACCGCAGGUGGCCUGGGGCAAAGGGGUUAGAGGCCGGACGUGGCCAGCAGGAUCAGGGCAACACACACACACACACACACACACACACACACACACACACACACACACGGCCGGAAAGUGUCCGGAGGAAGCCGGCGCGUCAUGGGACACGCGGGCCUGGCCGGUGCUGCCCGCCCCGCAUCCCGGUCCUCCGCUCGCCGCCGCUCGCCGCCGCUGCCACCGCCGCCUCCGAUGAGACUCCUGCCGCUGCUCGUGGGUUUUUCCACUUUGUUGAGUUGCUCCCACCCUCAAAGUUGCACUAAGACCCGUUGCCUCCCAAACGCAAAAUGUGAAAUACACAAUGGCGCUGAAGCCUGCUUCUGCAACACGGGAUUUUCGGGAAAUGGCGUCACAAUCUGUGAAGAUGACAAUGAGUGUGGAAAUUUAACCCAAUCCUGUGGUGAAAAUGCAAACUGCACCAAUACAGUGGGAAGUUAUUUCUGUAUGUGUGCUCCAGGGUUCAGAUCCAGCAGUAACCAAGAAAAGUUUAUCACUAACGAUGGAACCUUCUGCAUAGAUAUAGAUGAAUGCAGUGACCCAUUUGUCUGUGGUGAUCAUGCAGUAUGUGAGAAUGUGGACGGGGGCUAUCACUGCUCAUGCAAACUGGGUUAUCAGACAUCCACAGGAAAGCCACGGUUCACACCAAAUGAUGGUUCUUAUUGUCAAGAAAAUGCAAACACAAACUGCUAUUUAGAUAAUGCCUGUAUUGCUACAAAUGUUAAUAAAAUGUUGGAAAAAAUUGGACCCAUACAGGAACCUCUGACUUUGCUGCAGGAAAUCUAUAGGAACUCUGUGACAGAUAUUUCACUGAUGGAUAUAAUCACAUAUGUAGAAAUACUAGCUAAAUCAUCCCCGUUACUAGGUUAUAUGAAUAACACUGUCUCAGAAAAGGACACCCUCUCUAAUACAACUCUUACUGAAUUUGUGAAAACCGUGAAUAAUUUUAUUCAAAAGGAUACAUUUAAAAUUUGGAACAAAUUGUCUUCGAGUCACAGGAAAACUCAUCUGACGAAACUGUUGCAUACUGCCGAGCAAGCUACCUUAAGGAUUUCUCAGAACUUCCAAAAGACCACUCAGUUUGAUACAAAUUCAUCUGACAUAGCUCUCCAAGUUUUCUUUUUUGAUUCCUAUCACAUGAAAUACACUCAUCCCCACAUGAAUGUGGAUGGAGAUUAUAUAAAGGUGUUUCCAAAGAAAAAAGCUGCCUCCGAUUCAGAAGGUCAUGUUGCAGUUGCAUUUUUAUAUUACAAGAAUAUCGGCUCCUUGCUCUCAUCAUCUGAUAACUUCCUAUUGGAUCCUCAAACUUCUGACAAUUCUGAAGACCGAGAAAGAGUUAUCUCUUCAGUGGUUUCUGUCUCAAUUAACUCAGACCCACCCACACUGUAUGAACUCGAGAAAAUAACAUUUACAUUAAGUCACAUGAAGAUGACAGAUAAGGCUAAUAUUCAAUGUGCAUUUUGGAACUACUCGUCUGAUACCAUGAAUGGUACCUGGUCUCCAGAGGGUUGUGAGAUGACAAGCUCAAAUGAGACCCACACUUCAUGCCGUUGUGAUCACCUGACACAUUUUGCAAUUUUGAUGUCUUCUGGCUCUUCAAUUGGUGUUAAAGAUUAUAAUAUUCUUACAAGGAUCACACAACUAGGAAUAAUUAUUUCACUGAUUUGUCUUGCCAUAUGUAUUUUUACCUUCUGGUUCUUCAGUGAAAUUCAAAGCACCAGGACAACAAUUCACAAAAAUCUCUGCUGUAGCCUGUUCCUUGCAGAGCUUGUUUUUCUUGUUGGGAUUAAUAUAAAUACUAAUAAGCUCUUCUGUUCAAUUAUUGCUGGGCUACUACAUUAUUUCUUUUUAGCUGCCUUUGCUUGGAUGUGCAUUGAAGGGAUACACCUCUAUCUUAUUGUUGUUGGAGUCAUCUACAACAAGGGAUUUUUGCACAAGAAUUUUUAUGUCUUUGGCUAUCUCAGCCCAGCUGUGGUAGUUGGAUUCUCAGCAUCGUUAGGAUACAGAUAUUAUGGCACCACUAAAGUAUGUUGGCUUAGCACAGAAAACAACUUUAUUUGGAGUUUUAUAGGACCGGCAUGUCUAAUCAUUCUUGUGAAUCUCCUGGCUUUUGGAGUUAUCAUAUACAAAGUUUUUCGUCACACUGCUGGACUGAAGCCAGAAGUUAGUUGCUAUGAGAACAUAAGGUCGUGUGCAAGGGGAGCCCUUGCUCUCUUAUUCCUUCUUGGCACUACCUGGAUCUUUGGGGUUCUCCACGUGGUGCAUGCAUCGGUGGUGACGGCUUACCUCUUCACAAUCAGCAACGCCUUCCAGGGAAUGUUCAUUUUCUUAUUCCUGUGUGUUUUAUCCAGAAAGAUCCAAGAAGAGUAUUAUAGAUUGUUCAAAAAUGUCCCUUGCUGUUUUGGAUGCUUACGGUAAACAUGAAGAACUAUAAUUACAACUGAAAGAAAUUGGAAAUCCAUGUUGUAGAUGACCAGUAUAUAAAAAUGAUUCAAUCUAUAAUCCAGUUAUUAAUUACUAGAUAAUCAAAUAUUUUAAGUUUGGGGUUUAUUUCCAAUGUAAGAAUUGUAUAUAAUAAAGGUAGAGUUAUAUACUAUAUAGCUAUAGUAUGUUUACUACAUGACAUAGUUAUGUCAAAAAUAGUACUGCAGACAUUUGGAAAGUAAUUGGUUUCUCAAGAGUGAUAUCACCAUGCCCAAAAAGAGAUUUCUUUCUAGGAAAAGAAAUAUAUGAAUGUCCUGAAAGAUACCACUGGCUUGAUAUUUUUGUGUCUCAUGUUCUCUUUGAAACUACUACCCUACCACCCUAGCAAUGAGCUUCAUUACAGAAACCAAAACAUAAGAGAAAGAAGGAGCAGAAUAUAAAACAGUAAAAAGGAAAUGGCUGUUAUAAGAAUAAAAUGUAUUUUGAAUAAAUUUGCUUUUUUGUAAGCUAGAUAAGAGAUCUUUGAGGUAAAAUAAAGAAUUUGAAUCAACACAUCUGGCCAUUUUGUGAAUUAUUUCAAACUUAAAUUUUUAGCAAAACAACCUAGAACUCCAUUUACAAUAUCCAUUUUUUAAUAUUCUAAAAUAUAACUCCACAAAUGUAAACAAAAGUAUCUGUUUUUAACUUAGACUGAAGUAUAUGUUGUUUCCAUACUUAUUUCACUGAUUGUAACUUGAGAUGCACAAUCAAUAAAGCAUGAAUAUAUCAAAAUGUAACUUCAUGUGCAUUUGUAAAUAUAAAAAUAUUAUAUAUAAAGCUGAAUUAUUUUAUUCUGUAAGCUUUCACAAUAGUGAAAACUAUCCAACCAAAUUAGACUGGUAUUUUAAUACUUUAGUUUGAAUUUUGGCAAUAUCACUCACAACAGUCACUUUUAAUUUGCUAUUUUUAAAAGGAUGCUGUAAAUAUGAAAGUAUUUAUAAAGGGCAUUGUUAUUUUUUCCUGUUUAGAGAAGUACACAUUUAGAAAAUUUAAUUUAUGACAAAAUUUACCGGAAACUGUCAAAAUUUUCACAGUGGAUCUACUUUCUGACAAUUUUCUUCUACCUAUUAAAAAGUACUGCUUAAAUGUACAGCUUUUAUCUAUCCUCAGAUUUUCUCAUUCUGAUGUAGAAAUGCUGAUUUUAUUUCAAAAACUACAGUUGUUCAGCAACUACCUGUAAAACUGUGCCAAUGUACUGAACAGUAUAAUCUUAAAUUAAUUUCUCCAGCUGUUAAAAUAAAAUCUGUCAAAUCUUAUUCUAACAAAUAAAAUGUUCUCUAAAUGAA